ACGUUAAAGCAAUAUACUUAAUUUAUAAUUGUUGUGGAUAUAUGCGGGACCGAAACUGCAGCGGCUGUGCACCGUAUCUCGACAAUAAUAUAGUGAAACCACCGAUAGCGACGAUGAACAAACGUUGAACAAACGAUGCAUACGACACCCAGACACGUGCGCGUGAACCGGCUACGCGAACACUAUUGAAGGCCUGCGCGGCCUCCCGAACACGGGCUACGGGCAUUGUAGUCACCGCGGCAGUGGCCCCACCAAACGACCACCAUAUUGGGCUCGGUUACCCGCGCGCGCGCUGCAGCACCGGGUGGUUCCGCGCGCGUUUACGUCCGAACUCGCUGCCGCACACGCGCCAUCCGCCGAGUAUUGUUGUAACGCAUAUUACAACGUAACGACGUUCGACGAACAGAUAUUGUUAUUCGCGCACCUACGGCGGAUCCGGCACGGACUCUUGCGAAAUCGUCAAUUAUUGUCGUACCUCGACGGCCGCCACCGCGCCGCCCGCCCGACCGAGGAAUGCGUUUUCAUCGUUGUCGUCGGUGGCACUGCAAAGUUCGAACCAGCCAAUUCGCACUUUGAAUGAAAUACAAAACGUAAAUCCAUAAAGUGUUUGUCAUGCAGAUAAUGGAUUAUAAUAAUGAUAUUUAUCAACAAUUUUUUCACACAAUACAAAUUUUUGCACUAGUCAACAAGGCUCACCUUAAGCAGUGGGUAGACCUCGCCCAACAAAAAUUAUCAAGGAGCGAACAAAAUACAAAUAUAUAUAAUAUAUAUAUUAGCCUUGAGUACAAACGCCUAUUAACACCUAUAGAGGUUUUUAAACUAUGGCUGGUGUCGAUAGCCAUUCUUAUGGUUAUGUAAGAGUUGGACAAAAAGUGAGUAUUGGGGCAUUUGAUGGGUUUGCUCGAUAUGUUGGUCCGAUUCCUGGAACAGAUUCCAUAUGGGUGGGAGUUGAAUGGGACGAUUCAAACAGAGGUAAACAUGAUGGAAUUCAUAAUGGUAUCAGAUAUUUUAAAACAAUUCAUCCUAAUGGGGCAUCAUUUGUACAUUUAGAAAAAGUAAUACCUCACAAUGUUAGUUUUCUUAAUGCUUUUCAAAGUAAAUAUGGCCAAAAUUGUGGCAAUAAUAUUCAACAGGAAAUAAAUGCAUUGAUGAAACAGUCUAAAAUGGCAUCUUUUGAGCUUGUUGGAAUGCAAAAAAUUCAGAAAACACAAGCAUGUUUCGAUAAGUUAACUCAUGUAUGUCUAAGUCAUCAUGGUAUAACAGAUGCGGGCAAUCCCAAUGAAAUACAAGAUUGCUGUCCAAAUAUUGUGAAUUUAGAACUUUGUAAUAAUUGUUUUACUGAUUGGGAAACAGUAUCAGAAAUAGCUCAACAGUUAAAACAUUUAACAACUUUGAAUUUAAGCUUUAAUAAUAUAGAUUUACCACAAGAACCAAAUCAACUAUUAAAGGAAUCGUUUAAAUGCUUGAAGAAAAUUGUUUUAGGUAAACUCAAUUAUAGCUGGCAUGAAAUCAUGACUUUAUGUGAAGCAUUUCCAGUACUUGAAGUACUAGAGGUCCCAGAUAACAAUAUAGAUCGACUCGAAUCACAUUCAGAAGUCAUGGAGAAUCUUUUGUACUUAAACCUGGAAAAUAAUAAUUUAUCAUGGCCAGAAAUCAAUAAAUUGCGAUCUUUACCAAAAUUACAAACUUUAAAUGUUAAUCGAAAUGGAAUAAAAGACAUUCAAAUUGUACCUUCAUCGUUUCCUUCCCUUAAAUUUCUGAUGAUCAGUGAUAACAACUUAUUACAUUUAGAAUCAUUGUGUGAGCUUAAUAAAUUGCCGGCAUUAAGUUCUUUAAGAAUUCAAAAUAAUCCUCUACUUAAGGGAAUGAGUGUUAGCAAUUACACUUUACAAAUUAUAGCAAGAAUUGCCAAUUUAAAGACGUUAAAUGGAACUAUGAUUACUCUUAAAGAACGACAAAAUAAUGAAAGAGAUUUUUUAAAGGAUUUGGACAUGAUAUGGCAUAGACAGUUAAAAAGUCCAGAAGAAAGAGCUGAAUUUUUGACUAAACACCCCCGAUAUAUGGAACUCAUUGCUAAAUAUGGUUCUGAUUACUCGGAAGACCUGAAUACGUCAAACAAAAUAAAAACAAUAAAAAUCAGAAUCGUGAACUUUUGCAAUGAAACAAAUACAGAAAAGGAUGUAAUAAUAAAAACACUUCCAAUUACUAUGACACUUAAUCGUUUAAAAGAUCUCGGAAAACGUUUAUUUGGUCUAGGCAACAAACAACUUGAAUUUUCAUAUGUAACAAAAGAGAAACCAGAUAUUGAAUAUACCAUGGAAAACAUGAAUCAAACAUUAGAUUAUUAUUCUGUUGAAGAUGGAAACACAGUAUUAAUUAAAUGGUAAAAAUAAUACUGCAACCUUAAUUUAUAAUUGUUAAUCUAUUAAUUGUGUUUUUAUAUUUUUAU
This is a messenger RNA of Myzus persicae (green peach aphid), 2449 nucleotides long. It is a transcript of the gene Tbce, whose product is annotated as tubulin-specific chaperone E. Bases 822 to 2387 code for a protein of 521 amino acids. The record is from RefSeq and is a predicted model, not a curated record. NCBI's taxonomy places the organism in Eukaryota, Metazoa, Arthropoda, Insecta, Hemiptera, Aphididae. Gene Ontology annotation, molecular function: protein binding. The transcript has 13 exons.